GAGGCGUCAAUGUCGUAAAUCUCGCAGAAACUUGGCUGCUGUGGCGUAAAUGCACAAAGAAUCGCGUACAACCAACGUGAUAGCGAGAGAUCUGGGAAUAAAUAUCUAUUUUUGACAUUCGUCGAUGUUCAGGGGCAAACAAAGGCGAGAGUUUGCACUAAUCGGAGGCCGCGGCGUAGCCACGUCGCUGAGUAUCGAGCGACGUGAUUGGCUGACGCGACGGAAGCGCACUCUCAAGCACAUCCACUGGAAAAGUUAGCGAGAUUGUUUUUUUUUCAAAAUGUUCUUUUUCCUGCAAAGCACCGCGCGUCAUUUUUCUAUAUUUGGAUGAUGUGCCUCUUUUUUGGUGGGAGGAAGAAGCACGUCGAUGAAUAACCACCAGAGCACCGGCUGCGUCGGCACAUCCGGACGUCGACGUUAAACAAUCGAGGACUUUAUUAUUAUUAUUAUUAUUGCCCUCCUUCCACAGCUGAAGUGAAGACAAAGUUGGGAGCGCCGCCAUGCUGGGAAACGUCGGCGUGUACGCGGUGAAGAGGAGGAAGAAGCCCGCUCAGAAGAACGCCUCACACCCGCCCGUCAAAACCAACCCGUCCAAGCGCCACCGGGACCGCCUCAACAUGGAGCUGGAGCGCCUGACCGGCCUGCUGCCCUUUUCCGAGGAGGUGCGCGGCCGCCUGGACAAGCUGUCGGUGCUGCGGCUCAGCGUGGGCUACCUCAAAGUCAAGACCUACUUCCACGAUGGACUCCACAGCAAAAGCGCGGCGCGCCCUCCGGACGACCAGGCGGUGACUUUGGACGGCGUCAGGUUCUCGGAGGGCGAGUUCCUCCUGAAGUCGCUCAGCGGCUUCGUCUUGGUUGUGACGAGAGACGGCACCAUCUUCUACACGUCGCCCACCAUGCAGGACUUCCUGGGCUUCCAUCAGUCCGAUGUGGUGCAGCAGAGCAUCUUGGACCUGGUCCACGUUGACGACCGAGAACUGUUCAGCUGCCAGCUGCAGCCCGGGGUCCAACUCGGCGACGCCAGUGAGUGUCAAGCUCCCAUGUUGCCCAUGGACGACUCCUUCUUCCUGGAGAGAAGUUUCUGCUGUCGCCUUCGCUGCCUCCUGGACAACACGUCUGGAUUCUUGGCGCUCAAGUUCUCCGGCCACCUGAAGUACCUGAAGGAGGCGGCGACGGCGGGCAAGGGGAAUCCUCCGCUGGCUCUCUUCGCCAUCGCCACGCCUCUGCAGCCGCCGUCCGUCAUGGAGAUCCGCACCAAGACGCUCAUUUUCCAGACCAAACACCGCAUGGACUUUGCGCCCAUGGCCGUGGACACCAGGGGCAAGCUGGUGUUGGGCUUCUCUGAGACGGAGUUGAUCAUGCCGGGGUCCGGAUAUCAGUUCCUCCACGCCGCCGACAUGAUAUACUGUGCCGACAACCACGUCAGGAUGAUGAAAACCGGGGACAGCGGCUUCACUUUCUUCCGCCUGCUGACCAAAAGCAGACAGUGGCUGUGGGUCCAGGCCUCCGCCAGGGUGGUCUUCAAGGACGGGAGGCCCGACUUCAUCAUCGCUCGGCAGAAACCUCUCUCAAAUGAAGAAGGAGAGGAACAUUUCCAGAAGAGAAGACAGCAGCUGCCCUUCAAUGUGACCACGGGAGAAGGAGUCCUCUAUGACCUGGACCCCUUCACCUUCCCCGCCCCAGAGGAGCCCCCCCUGGACCCCGGCUCCAUCCUGGACCCCUUCACCAUCCCCGCCCCCGAGGAGCCCCCCCUGGACCCCGGCUCCAUCCUGGGCUCCUUACGCCGCCAGGACCGCUCUCUCUAUUCCCGGCCGCAGCAUCCCGGCCCCCGGCUCCCCGUCUUCCCCGCCCCGGACGACCCGGACCCCGACCAGCCCCAGCAGCCCCUGGAGAUGGCCUUCCUGGACAGCCGCGCUCUGCUCAGCGUGCCGGGUCAGGCGCGCUCGCCUCGGGACGUCGGGGACCUCACAUCGCGGGUCAUGCUGGACUCGCUGGAGCAGAUCCUGGGAGACAUCGGGGGCGGCUUCCUGGAAGGCCUGGAGGUGGAUCAGCGGGAGCUGAGGGACUGGGAGAGCACGAUCCUGAGGAUGAAUGAAGAGAGGGAACUGAAUGACAUCCUGGCCAACGACGUGUUCUCCUACGUGGAGGAGGCGCUCCUGAGAGAGACGGGAGGAGAUCUGAAGGUGCCUUCGGACUCUUCGCGGCAGACUUUGACACAUUUGGACCGAGGACGGGAACCUCUAUGCCAUCCAGACAUGUCCCUGGGACACAUCUGGCCCGCGAGCGAGGGCGCUUACCAGGGGGCUCCUGGACUCUCCCGCAAUCUUGAGACGCUCGACGUGACCCAUCAGACUUGGCUUCCUACGGCGGCGAACUCCACGUUCCACCACACGGACUCGCACUCGCACUCGCCAGCCUCGUGGCCUCUCCGUCACCACCACACGCCGGCGUCCGGCAGCUGCGUGUUUGAGCGCGGCCCGGGCCCUCAGGUGGGCGCGAACCCCGCCUUCGCCCACCCGCAAGCAGCGGGAGGAGCGUGGAACCCCGCCGCAGGUGAGACGCACGCCGGCGCGCAUUGUCACGCCAGCGGCGAGAUCUCGGGGCAUCCGCUUGAGAACGGAUUGUCGCCGUCCGCCAUCUUCUGCUGGAACGGUCAAGCUCAGAUUCCCAAAGUGCCUGUGAACCAUUACGUCCUCCCAGCGCGCCCUGCUGGAGGACUCAACCUCUCCCAAGAACCUUAACCCUCCAGUCCCAGUCCCAGUCCCAGCAUCCAGCCGGACCUGCGCUAGUAAAGCAGAGAAGAGCCUUCUCAUUUCAAAGGUAGCGUCGCUCUUUUAUGGCCCCCUUUUUUUUUUUUGGUUUUGUUUUUUAAAGUGGGGAAUUCUGUUGAAGUCGUCAUCUCCAUCUCGUGGAUCAGGAAGUACAGAGUCCAGACCAGAAGAAAGGCUGUGAUGUGGUUUAUACAAGCCCGGCAAUCAUGAUGGACUCUGCAGACUUGGAGGGGAGGACCAUCAUUCACUUGCUAGCAACAACACACAUGACAGCAAACUAAAGUCUCUGGUCCUCGCAGAGAAUACUUUGCAGUUUUACAGCAAGCGGAGACAAAUACUUGAUAGUUUUACAGCAAGCAGAGACAAAUACUUUGUAGUUUUACAGCAAGCAGAGACAAAUACUUUGUAGUUUUACAGCAAGCAGAGACAAAACUAAAUGAUGGAAUCAACAGAUGAAAUCUCUUCAUUAGUCUGCAGUUAAAAAGGAGGGCUGUUGCAGCAGGUGGGUUGACAUGAAUCGUGGCUCCAGGGCCAAGGGGGGUCACAUGAAAACCAAGGAGAGGAUGGUUAAACUUCCUCAAGAAGGUCAAAAGUUGAUUGUUGAAUAAUCCAUUCACAUCUUAUUUGUCGCCAUUCUAAAUCCAGUCUUCAUUUUCAAAAAUGGAUCAAAAUCACUAAUUAAAUUUUAAAAAACAAAAAGAGGUAUGUAAAUUAUAAUGGUGUCCAAAAAAUACAUUUUAGAAUUAAUCGCGAUUCUUUUUUGUAACUAUUCAUAGUCUUAAAUUAAAAAAUCCAAAAUCGGUGUAAAAAAUUAAAAUAAAAUAGUUUUUAAUGAGUUGUUUCCUGACGGGCAGGUCACUUUGGUGAUGUAAGUCAAUAAUACAAAAAUGUAUCGAAGGUGUCUUGUCUCUUGUAUGGAGGAUUGUAAUUAAUGGUUGAACUGGCACAAGAAGUAUUGAUUGUCAAUCCACAAUCAUUUUGAAUCGUUAGCUCCAAGAAUCGAAUCGAUUCGUGUAGUGGCCAAAGAUUUGUUUUUUUUGUUUCUUAGGAAAAAAAAGAUAUAACAUUA
Messenger RNA from Entelurus aequoreus (snake pipefish), 3840 nucleotides. Its product is annotated as aryl hydrocarbon receptor-like. Gene Ontology annotation, molecular function: transcription cis-regulatory region binding; nuclear receptor activity; protein dimerization activity. The coding region runs from base 501 to 2741 and encodes 746 amino acids. The transcript is spliced from 11 exons. Gene Ontology annotation, cellular component: nucleus; aryl hydrocarbon receptor complex. Gene Ontology annotation, biological process: regulation of transcription by RNA polymerase II. Lineage: Eukaryota; Metazoa; Chordata; Actinopteri; Syngnathiformes; Syngnathidae. The record is from RefSeq and is a predicted model, not a curated record.